CCUCUACUCACCGCACUGCACCGCAUCCGCAUCGCACUCAGUAAGGUAAGCGAGGUAAGGUAAGGAAGGUAUCGUCAUUCGGCGAACGAAGUGGGAUGGAUGCAUGGAUGCAUGGACGUGGGAUGUUUUGUCGCUGUGCGCUCUCUGAAGUACCUUGGACCUGGACCUGGACCUACCUACAUCUCGAUACUCCUUCUUGACUUCUUUGACUUCUUGAGCUCCGCAUUCAAUUAAUACAUCUCCUCUCAUCUCUGCAGCCUCGCCAGCACAUCGACUUUCGUAAUCAGCUCUUGCCCACUCGUUGCAACCAAAAAACCUUGGAACCCUACGCCCUGUAUUCUAAGUUAUUGUGCCCACUGAGCCAUCCACGACACCUUGGUUGCUUACCUAUGUACCUUAUAUGGACUGAGAUCACCACAUAGGACUCCGGUCACCCUCGCCCGCUCGAGCUCGUACCACCACCUCUUGAUCCCAGACCUGGUGGAAGUACACACAAACCUGCCAAUAUGAGCAAACGACAGUUCAGAGCCCAGGCUUCGAGCAGUCGAGUGGUGUCAGGUGCAGGUUUUGGAGGAUUUGGCUCGACAUCAUCCGGCACUACAUUAUCCUACUUGACCGAACCUCCGAUCCUGUCUGCCAUCAGUGAUGCCAAUGUGGUGGUAGCAUUCAAGAACCUGUCAAAGAAGGAUGGCACAACGAAAUCGAAAGCAUUGGAGGAUCUGCGGACAUAUGUUCAAGCACAUCCCUUCGAGCAGGAUGGUGGGGUGGAGGAUGCCGUUCUCGAAGCCUGGGUGCGCCUUCCAUGUUUUAGCCAUAAGGGCAUGAUAUUGAUAGCAAAAUACAGGUCAAAUUUUAUCCUCGUAUUUCCAUUGACAAUUCUCGUCGUGUCCGCGAACUAUCCCAUAUCUUACAAUUCGAGCUCUUGAAGUCCGCGCGGAAGCGGAUGGAGAGGCACAUACCCAAGAUUGUUGGUAGCUGGCUGGGAGGGACGUAUGAUAGAGAUAGAGCUGUAGCGAGAGCUGCAAAUGAUGGCACCAAGUCUUUCCUCGAUACACCGGCCAAGAUGGCCCUCUUGUACAGACGCUGCGAAGCAUCGAUUCUGGAUUAUGCACAAGAAGCUGUGGAAGAAACAGCACAGACGCUCAGUGAUGAACGAACUAUGAGUGCAGAUGACAUGCAAGCCAAAUACUUUCGGGUCAUUGGAUCUAGCAUAUCUCUUAUAUCCAAUCUACUAAGUACCUUGGACACGGACGCCAUUCACAAGCACCGUGAAAAGUACGAAGGAAUUGUAUCCGGCAACAAGAAGCUCUGGGCGUUUGCAAGCUGUGAUGAUGCAUUCGUAAGAAGAGCAACAGACCAACUGAUGCUGGUCUGUUUGGCAAAGCUACCAACGAUUAUUGAGUCAGACCUAGAAUUCGUCAGCCACUCAUUUAUUGCUGAAGCUCUAAAGUCAUCGCAGACUACAUCUGCAUUUCAGCUCCUAUCUCUCUUGGUAACACUGACCUCGAAAUACCCUGAAAUAUGGACAUCAUCUUACAAGGCUAAGAAAGGUCCUCUCUCAAGACUCCGUGCCUUCGUCGCAAAGGGUUCCCAGGGAGGACCUCCGGAUUAUUGGAUUAAGUUGGGCCAGCUUGUGCUCAGGCUUCCCGAUGAAGUGCUCCCUUCUGAACCCGGGCCUCUAUUAGAGUUUCUCGAUGCCUGCCGUCGGGGUGCCUCCAACAGAGAAGAGCCAAGAAUGAAUGCUGAUGUCGCCUGGGCCACCUACUUCAGCAUCAUGGAGCGUUUCAUUACUCUGUUACCUCCGGGAGCUGUACAAGAGAAGCUUUUGCCCAAAGGAAUAUUUCCCAUCUUUGGGCAGUACCUCUUUCCCGCUGUAGCCAACGAGACCUGGGUAAUUGGGGCCAAUACCUCAACGCUGGCUAAAGCACUUACCCUCUGCUGGUCAUCAAACACUGAUAAACAGGCUCUCGAUGGUGAGUGGGCGAGGCUCGAGAAGGAAUAUAGUUCGAAAAUUCUUACAUCAUUGCCUGAGCAGUCAAAAGAUUAUAAUGCGUCACAGGCUGCUGUCAUUGCACUUAGCCAUCGCUGGUUCAAGCUAGUAGCAGAUGUUCUCAAAACCGAGCAACACGAAGUUAGGGACCUCCUUGUUCCUUCGUCACAGCGAAUAAUUACAACGUGCCUGGGAUCGAUCACCAGUAGAAAUGGUAAACCGUACUCCGCCGCCGCCACGGUGGAGACCGCCCUAAGACUUGCACCAGCUCUCGUGGAGGAUUCCCCUGAGACUCUGACAGCCCUUGAGACAUUUCUCGAACAGGAGCUGCUGAAGCUGGUUCUAUCUCCAUCGGGCCCAUACUUGAUCUCCAUCCUGAACUUGUUCCGCAUCUUACCGUAUAAAGAAGCGACCUUUGAAAGGAUCUGGCAGUCAACGCUCGAUGGUCUCUUGGCAUUGCCUGAGGAUGGCAACCGAUCACAAAUGAUUGCGAAGCUGAUCGCAAGUGAGGCAGUUUCGAAGAUUUCUCAAGAAAAUCCUGGCCUUCAGGAAUUCCUUGUUCGAGGGAGUACCGAAGCUAUCCAAGGGAAUCCAGAGUGCAGGUCGUUAUUUGAAGCUGCCAUCGCAUUCGACAUAUUUUCAGCUGACGCUUCAAUGAAGGUACUGAAUCAAGUCCUCGCAGCUCUGGAUGCCAGGGACUCGAGCUUAGAUGGUUCUCUGGAAUCUCUUGAAUUCAUCUCCAAAAACCAGCCUAGCCUACUGAAUAAUCGGAGCAACAUCCACGUUAUACUGAUCACAAAAUUGCUAGGUUUGACUGAGAUAUCCGAUUUGAAACUGGCUUCUCGCGCCAAUGCUUUGAGGGAAAUUGUUGAGAAAUCAAGUAUCACUACCGAUUCAGAGACUUCUCGACAGAGCUCUCUUGUUCAUGUCAUCAGAGAGAAUCUCGAGACUGCAGUACCUCAGUCGUUAACGAUUGAGACACUCGUUCAAGAAGCGAGCAAAAUCAUUGCGAACGAUCCAAAUUCUCCUCACCCGGAGAUCUUCCCAAGCACGCAGCUGUGGUCCGAAGCUCUUUCUCCACUGUUUAGCCAAGCUCCAAAUCCAGCGCUCGGUGUCAUGAGACCUUUUGCCGGAUCUGUGUUCUUGGUGUCAAGGUCUUCAGCCGUCCCAACUACUCGGCCUGCGCGAGACAUUAACGGGUAUUCGGUUCCCUUACGAAUGGCCAUGUAUACGACAUCGCUACUCUUCUUCCAUGAGAAUCAUUCACUAUUACCAGAGGAAUUUGCAGUCGAACUGUACUAUCUCUUGACUUUAACCAGCGAGCUUGUGAAUGACCAGAUCGACUUGCUAGAAGACAAAGGUUUAUUCGGAUCCCAUCAAGAUCUUGAAGCAGUAACUGAAGUCAGGCAAUUCCUACGGAAUGCUCAUGAGAUCCUUGGGGACGUAGCAGGCAAUGCGAAUUCCUGGCGUGACCAAGUCACUGGGAAGCAGUCUCCAAGGGAUACUUCUGCUGUGGUUCACUUAUUGAUUUCGAGGCUUACCAAAACAUCAAGUUCCAGUACUUCGAAUGCCUACUAUGCUUCCAAAGCAUUAGGUGGCCUCAUCCAAGCCUUGGUGUCUGCCCAUGGCUGGCAAAUCGAUGGUAGCGAAGAAUGGCUUGCGAAGCUAGACAUCCUGAAAACUUCAACCAAUAAUAUUCUUGGCGCAUGCGCAGUCCUCAUUGGUCUCGAGGAUAGUCUUCGCUCAAGCAAGACGAUCAAUACGCUCUGCAACAGGCUCAUCAGCGACGUAGCAGGUGCCAAGUCGGAGUCUGAGAAAACUCUAGGUCUGCUUGUGUUAUUGAACUCAGUUCUGUCAGUCUACGAUGAAGAGGACUUACCUGUUGCAAAUAAUCGCGUAGUUUUUGCCGUCAAACAAAUUCUUUCAUGGACGGAAGACUUGGCAGAGACCAACCCUCGAUUGGCUUCCGAAGCUUGUCGCACGUUACAAAAGCUUCUUCCUGCCAUCAAGUAUGUCUACGGCACCUAUUGGGAAACUGCGUUUGAUUUCUGCGUCUCCAUAUGGGAAUCAAAGGGGGACAAAGCACUGUCAAAUGAGCGACUGCCGAUGAUUGGAAUGUCGCUAAAGCUAUAUUCCAUACUUCGAAACAUGGCGAAUGGCGAUAAUGAUGAUGUAAAAGAAGCGUUUGAUCUCUCCAAUGAGCGAGUCUGUGGUGGCUUGGUCAAGCUUCUGAAACUAGAUCGCUUGAAGGAGACUCAACCUCUUGAUUACGUCGAUGCAAUUCUGUCGCGAGAGGUUACGAAGAUACCUGAAGAUCGCAUCAAGGAUUUGACAGACUUCUAUCCUUUGCUUGCGUCGGACUUCCGAAUGAUCCAAUCUGCGGCUUUCGAUGUUCUUCAUAAGGCACUCCCUAAAGUUCAACAGGAACUCUCCGUCAAUGUCUUGCUGGAUGGAACAACUGCCCAGCUUCCCUUUGAACUACUCUCCCUUCUUCUCAACACCCCAUCCGUGCAAGAUAUUUCCGAAGCCAGCGAGUUCCCCUCCGCGAUCCGAGGCUACCUCCUUUCCUGGCUAAUUGUCUACGAAUCCUACACUACAGCCUCACUGAAAGUCCGCAACGACUACAGUGAACUCCUUAAAACCGAAAACUAUAUCGGCCCUCUCCUAGAUUUUAUGUUCGUCAUCCUCGGGCACUCGGAUGCCAAUCCACUCAACCUCGAACGCGCUCGAAUGGACAUCAGCAUGAUCCGUCACUACGACAUGUGGAAAGCAAACGAUUCGGAAUCUAGCGAGCGAAACAUGAACUGGCUCCUCGUCAACCUCUACUACCUCUGUCUGAACUACACACCUGGUCUAGUCCGCACCUGGUGGUUCAGCUGCAACUCGCGGCAGACCACUCUUGCCGUCGAUUCCUGGACGCAAAAAUUCUUCACACCGCUUGUGAUAGAUGACACGCUUGAAGAAGUCGAAAGAUGGGCAACGAACCAGGAACCUCCUGCUGAUGAUGAGAAGGAUCUCACUGUCAAGGUGUCGAAGCGGUCCAAGGAGAUCUUUGCGGGGUAUGAGGUCGAUGAGUUGAUCAUGCAGAUCGUGAUUCGUUUCCCCGAUAAUUAUCCUCUGGAGGGUGUCAAAGUUGAAGGACUAAAUCGUGUCGCUGUUACUGAGAAAAAGUGGUUGAGUUGGUUGAGAAACACGCAGGGUGUUAUAACGUUCUCGGUAAGUCUUCCCCUUUCACCCGCCCAUUCAUCACCCUUGCCUCCAGCCCAGAGGUAGACACGACGAACUCAAUAUCGACUGAUCGUCCCAACAGAAUGGAAGCAUAGUCGACGGCCUCACUGCUUUCCAAAAGAACGUCACUGGCGCCCUAAAAGGCCACACCGAAUGCGCGAUCUGCUAUUCCAUCAUCGGGCCCGACAAGAAGACUCCUGACAAGCGAUGCCAGACAUGCAAUAAUUUGUUCCAUUCCAAUUGUCUCUACAAGUGGUUCUCGAGCUCAAACCAGAGUACUUGUCCGCUUUGUAGGAAUCCAUUCAAUUAUGGUGUUGAUACGGCGAGGAGGAGGGCUGCUUAGGUUGAAGGGAGAGUGUUGUUUGUAUAUAGGGAGAUAUGAAGAGCGGUUACUCUCUGUCAAGGGGUCUUGGAUAAUUAUAUGUGCUGAUACAGGUCGCGAGGCUCGUCAUAACAUCCAGUAGCCAGCAUACAGCAUGUGGCGACAAGUUCCGGGCCAGGAAAGCUGGAUAGAAGAGGCCCAUUACCCAAUAAAUCAAUGUUAUAAGCCCUAGUUGCGAUAUUCGAUAGCCAAGAUACUCUUUCUAGUUACAGAUCCCGAUGCAUUCUUACGAAUAUAUCGAGGUUAUAAUGGAG
Molecule: messenger RNA, 5854 nt
Organism: Cadophora gregata
Lineage: Eukaryota; Fungi; Ascomycota; Leotiomycetes; Helotiales; Ploettnerulaceae
Exons: 3
Coding region: 944-5263 (1439 amino acids)
Biological process (GO): rescue of stalled cytosolic ribosome; ribosome-associated ubiquitin-dependent protein catabolic process
Cellular component (GO): cytosol; RQC complex
Molecular function (GO): ubiquitin protein ligase activity; zinc ion binding; ribosomal large subunit binding
Source: RefSeq, a predicted model, not a curated record